This is a messenger RNA of Aspergillus alliaceus, 3127 nucleotides long. RefSeq lists its product as uncharacterized. Bases 271 to 2919 code for a protein of 882 amino acids. Lineage: Eukaryota; Fungi; Ascomycota; Eurotiomycetes; Eurotiales; Aspergillaceae. The transcript has 4 exons. The record is from RefSeq and is a predicted model, not a curated record.
CGACAUCGUGCGCAGGCCGGCUCCACGGUGCUGGCGCCCAUCGACCGAUGGUGGGCCGUAGACCUAUAUUUUAACGAUAUUAACGGCGAAAUAUAUCGCAAAAUACGACAAUAUGAAGGAGAGCAGAACGAGCCUUUUCGAGAGCGGUGGUUUGUACGAUUGUCAAAAAGCAACCAAGGCCGACUGGAACAACUCGACAACCGCAAAAAUCGCCGGCUUCGCGGCGCUUUUGAUAAAUUGCUACGUAUCCCAGGCGUUUGGCCCAACGGGAUGAGAAUCAGCAUGCUACAUCGUCUGAUUGCUACUGACUGUGUAGAAGAGAUGAUUACCUAUCUCGAACACGUCGACGAGUUCUGGUCCUCCCUCGUCGGCGCCGAUACGGUCACCAUGAAGAAGAUCGAUCAAGAUACUGUGGAUAAUUUGCAGCUUUUGGCCCCUGGUAAGAGCCGCGCAGAUAAGAGUACCGCAUGUGGGCUUGUCCUAAGUGGUCGGGCGUUUUCGGACUUCAGUGAAGCAGAGCGAAGGUCUAUCUGGAGCCGUCUGGAGGUCUUUGAAGGGCUGGUACCGUCGCUGUAUACCUUUUUCGAGGAUUUCAAAUAUCUAGAAAAUUGCGCUCAGUGCGUCAAACGCCUCUUCGGCCCCGUAAACGAGUCUAUAUGGAACACCAUGAAGCAUAUGUUCCACGGUUCCCCAGACAUCGAGGAAGAGUGUCUCAUUCAGACAUCCGAGUGCACUGUGCGUCACCAGCGUGCAGGCAGUGCAGAACGCCUCGACCUAGGGUACCGACAGGUUUGGCUCUACGCCAUGCGGAACUAUACCUUGAUGCCGCCCGACCCGAAGAACGACGACGACCUCUUGGCUAAACCUAAUCGGGCCAUGGCGGAUGCCCGUACGAUCUACGAUCUGGCUGACCUCGCGCGCCGCCUUGGAUUCCGUUCUCCAGAGAUUGAGAGUAUAGUGCAAGGGUCCCCUGACCGCCAGAUCGCCCGGAAUGCUCUGCUACAAGCCCGAAAACCCCAUCACUUUCGAUACGACCCUCGCGGGUUUGAUGCUCUUGUUGACCGGAUCACCGAGUGCUUCUCUGCCGCAAUUCCUUGCGAGCCCGAGCGGAGCCCCGAGCUCUUGGCGGACAGCACGGUGAAAGCUCGAGCCCGAUGCGGAACGCCCCAAAAGCGGACGCACAAGCAAGACAACUUACAUCUCUUCAUAGACUAUCUUCAUAACGAUGAGGUUACAAUUUCUCAAACGAUUACCUCUUUUUUUGUCCGUCGUUGCGUCUAUUUUGCCUUUUUUGGGAAACCUUGGUCCCAUAACCGCCGUCAUGCUAUUCAUGGUGGUGGCCCACGAAGAGAUUCGCCUCCACCUUCCCCGUUGUUCGUCAGAGAUGAUAGCAUUUCCCCAGGCCUAGAUACCAGUAUCACCGCGAGACCUGCAGAGACAGCGGGGCAACGUGGCUCAGGGCCACGAGAGGCACUGACAGGAAGAGGCCAACCGAACGUGCGGGAGCCACCGCACCAGGUGCAGACCCAUGAGAUGCUACGAUGCCGAACAAGCAAAAUGCAGAAACGAAGACCCCCGACACGAUAUGAGCCGCCAAUGGAGCUGGACCGUCUGAGUGCAGGCUCCACUAACGACGAAAUGACGGAUGAUGACCGCUCGAAUCUGUUGAUCACCGACGCACGUCUCUCAGAGUCACCAUCAUCGAGUGCAGCCGGUGAUAUGGUCCUUUGGGCGCCUCUGCCGGAUCGUGGGUCUCCAGUGCAUGAUCGGGCUGAGCGAAAGGAGAGGACAGAGGUCGCCGCGUCACGGGAGCCAUCUGAUGAAGGCGUCUCGGAACAGGUCGCUCCUCUGGGGCCCGUCGCGCAAGACUCGGGCCUCAUUGAGUUGACCGCCCCGGGCGUAGUUGCUCCUGAUCAACCAACCGGAGAAGCAGAAUCCGAGCAAAGCCCAAGUAGUUCGUGCCCCAAGCGACUACGCGGAGCUGCAAGUAGUGAAAAUCUGGCUCCUACUUAUCAGACCCCGGCAGAGGAAGUAUCCGCGGAAAACCAGCGGGACCCGUAUUGGGACGAAUAUGACGAUAGGCAUUUACGGGCUCGGGAGGAGCAGGACCGGCUGGAAGAACUCGAACGGGAGCUGCUGGAACACAAACUUGAUCUCUCCCCAACUAGGCCCCAGCCAGCCCCGGAAUCACUUUCGCAGGGUCAUUCGUUGGCUCCAGAACCCCAGGCGCUAACAUCACCAGUGUCGUCCAGUUACUCCCGAUCGGACAUUUACCAACUUGGGUUAGAGCAGGAACCACCAGGCUCUGUUGCUGGGGAUCCACUAGAGACGGCGGCGGCCGUUCAAAACUCAGACCGAGGCAUCCUGGAAGGACGCAGUUCUGCGGCACAACGAGAACGUCCCUUGACCCAACUUGAUGCUGGAAAACUUGAACUCCCUGCAGUAUCGGGCGCAACAAGCGCUCCCGGGAUCCCGGAGGGCUCUGCUUCACCAUCUCCGGCUGCGUCCGCCGGCCCGGCCCUUCCCACUGGGGCAACCGAGGAAAGGCCACCACUGACCACGCCGGUUGAAGUCUCAUUUUGGUCCUUCGAGCGAGGGGAUUGGCGGCUAACUAACGUUGUUCGCGUUGAUCCAUCGGACCCAUCAACUGUGGAACGGGUUGCGAUGAAGUACAUGUGGAAGGGAUAUUCGUUGUAUGACCUGAAUAUGCAGAGCGUGAGCCCGGCCGAAUGCUUUCACGCUGCAACGGUCGAUGGGAAUAAUAGGAUCUUUGUGAUAUCAGAGGAUGAGGAAAAGAAAUUGGUGGCCCAGGGUCAACUUAUCAAAGACAGGCGACUUUUAUCUUCAAGGCUGCUGAAUCGGGAUCAAUCAGCGACCGCAACACAUACCAAGGUACAUCAUCCACGAAGGACAGAGUAGCGUUUCCUAGCCUUCCAUUAGCGCCUGUGACUUGAAACAGGCAUCUUAGGUAUGCGCAUGGCUUAUGUGGCCGCUCUUGGGACCGUCUCGGACAUAUGCAGUAAAUAGGCUCGUGUAAAAGCUUCUAAGUCUGGCUGCCACCCGAGAAUCUCCUAUUAGGCGAGUAUUUGAAAUGUUAUUUUCUGAGUCAUAGAAGGGUGUAUUUAAG